This is a messenger RNA of Microtus ochrogaster (prairie vole), 2096 nucleotides long. It is a transcript of the gene Ska3, whose product is annotated as spindle and kinetochore associated complex subunit 3. NCBI's taxonomy places the organism in Eukaryota, Metazoa, Chordata, Mammalia, Rodentia, Cricetidae. The record is from RefSeq and is a predicted model, not a curated record. Gene Ontology annotation, biological process: mitotic cell cycle; chromosome segregation. Gene Ontology annotation, cellular component: outer kinetochore; spindle microtubule; kinetochore.
GAUCUCCGCUCUCGCGAGAGUCUUCUGCGCGUGCGCGGAGUGGGCUCCUGGUACCGGGCGGUAGGAUUCAAAUGAGCGUCGCGUUGGAGGGUGAGCUAGGAGGUCGGCGGUCGGCUCAGCUUCCCGCAGCAUGAACCCUAUCCAGAGUUUCCACUCUAAGCUGCGGGGUCUGGCCGCCGUGGUGGACGGCGAGACUGCCCGGCUGACGCGGGCGCUGGACGGCGAGGACAGCGAAGACUUUGAGGAUUCUCCAAUGAGAGUUUUAUAUGACCUUCUCUCAGAAGUUCAGACUCUAAAGGAUGAUGUUAUCACUCAACUCAAUAAAGCAAGAUUGGAAAGUCAAGAUAGCACAAGAUUCAUAAAGGCAACAAAAGUACUGAUGAAAAAAAAUUCAACAGACAUCAUGAAACUAAGAGAGUUUUUCCAGAAGUAUGGCUAUCAGACACGUGACAAGGAAGAUUCAGUGUGUGAGCUCACUGUCAGUGACCCGACCUCGGAGCUGGGUGUGUGUGAAGAAGACAUUCAGAAACCUGGAGUGGAGGGUGAGCAGUCAGAGCCGUGUGUUCCCAGCAGUUCUGUUGCUGAAAAGCCCCUACUGUGCAGCCCACAGCUUUCAGAUUUUGGACUUGAGCGGUACAUGGUCUCCCAAGUCCCACCAAAUCCUCCGCAGACUGCUGAGAGCCCUGAAGAAGAAUGCCUAUCUGAAACCCCUCCUGCCAAAGACUCUUGCAUCACAGUGCUAAAGACUCCCAGGUGUGCUCUAAAGAUGGAUGAUUUUGAGUGUGUAACUCCUAAAUUAGAAAACUUUGGUAUAUCCGAAUACACUAUGUGUUUAAAUGAAGAUUAUACAAUGGGACUUAAAAAUAUGAAGAACAUUAAAAGUUCCCCUCUGAGCACUGCCAGUGGAGAGGCCAUGGGGACAGGGCCUGUGACCACUGAGAGUUCUUUUGCCAUUCCUCGUUCUAUAAGCCAGCAGCUGGGAAAGACUGAUGCUGAAUAUACAGAUUCACCGUUGCCACCCAAAUUCUGUACUCCUGGUUUGAAAAUCCCUUCUACAGUGGGCAAUAGAGCUUCGGUAUAUAGAAAUUAUCCAUUAUCAAAACUAAAUAGUUCAUCAAGUGAUCUGGAAGUUGAAGAUUGUGCUCCGUUAAUUUUAAAUUCAGAUGAAUGCUAUGAGAAUUUUGAAGACCCCCCUUCUCCUACAAUUACUUCUUGUGAAAAUAUCAGAACACCUACUCCUCCGGAAGUCACUGCAAUUCCAGAGGACAUUCUCCAGAUGUUAAAGCACAACUCAAACCUAGUUACUCCACUGGAGGUUAAAGCGAAGCCACCCAGGAAAGGCUUCCUUAAGUAUGAGGGGCAGAGCAUCCGGGGAGCUGCCAACAAGGAAAACUGGUGACAGAAUUCUAGUGUGGAUACUUCCAAUACAGAAGCUGGACAGAAAUACAGAAAUGGGGAAGCAAGCUGGACUCAAGUUCUCAAAUUUUUCUAUUAGAAAUUUUAGCAUAGACCUGUGGAGGAGGAAGGAGGGCUCACUGCUGUCAGUCCUUUUUCUUCCAGUUUUUCAGUUUUUAUUCUUCCACGAUUGUUUCUGUCCCACCACACUGUGUUGGCCUCUCCACCCAGCAGAUCUGAACUUCAUUCUGUCUGGAAGAUUCUGAAACCAGGAGUCAUGGGAACAUCUUGAUUCUAGAACUAUCUAAGAUCCUUCUGAUCCAAGAACAGCUAGAAAGUAAUCUCUUAAGUUCAUGAUAGUGUUUUUGGGAGAGUUUUGCAUUGUUGCCAGUAGGGGAAUGAGGAGCUUGUAUUCUGUAGUGACCAGCUAAAAUUUUGAGACAAAUUAGCAAAUACCAUAAGGUACUUAAUGGGCUUAGGGAAACCCCCCCCCCUUUUUUUAACCACCCCUUUCCACGAGACAGAGUUUCUCUGGUAGCCCUGCCUCUGCUCCUGAGUGCUGGACUAAAGGAGUGUGUCACCACCUCCCAUCAGCUUUAGGAAAUAUUUUGUGACAUAAAGAUUAUUUUAAUUAUGCAUUGAAAAUUAAGUGGAGAAUUCCAGAAUUCUAAGUGCUUGUAUAAUUUUUUGUUGCAUAAUAU